Messenger RNA from Fusarium fujikuroi IMI 58289, 999 nucleotides. Its product is annotated as P3-like isoflavone reductase. Bases 1 to 999 code for a protein of 332 amino acids. The record is from RefSeq and is a predicted model, not a curated record. The transcript has a single exon. Lineage: Eukaryota; Fungi; Ascomycota; Sordariomycetes; Hypocreales; Nectriaceae.
AUGGCCUCUUCCCCCAAGCUUAACGUGGUCGUCGCCGGCGCCUCUGGUGAGACAGGAUCGUCCAUCAUAAAGGCGCUAUUGGCCAACCAGGCGCAGUUUCAUGUCAUCGCAUUAGCAAGGCCUGAAUCGGCAGGCAAGGACGUAUACAAGGCCAUGGCUUCUUCAGGCGCUACUAUCAAGACGGCCGACUUCCGCGCUGUAGACGCACUUGCAGAACAGCUUGCGGGCGCUGACGUCGUCAUCUCGUGCCUAAUGCCGAUUCAACUGGUAGAAUCAGAGACACUUAUCGACGCUGCGCAUCGCGCUGGCGUUGGCCGCUUUCUGCCCAGCUUCUGGGGACCUGUCAUGCCUCCGCGUGGUGUUAUGGCUGUUCGUGAAAUACGAGAGGACCUUCUGGACCGCUGCAAGCGUCUAUAUCUACCUUAUACUGUUGUCGAUGUGGGCAUGUGGUACCAGGUCUGCCUACCAGCACCGUAUGCUCCACCACCACCCGUUGCCGAUGUGUUCAUCGGAGAUGGCAAUGCACCUAGCGCCAUAAUAGACAAAGACGAUAUUGGGCCAUAUGUGGCCCGCAUCAUCACGGAUUCGCGGACCCUAAACCGGUCCGUCUUUGCGUAUGGCGAGGUUACCACGCAAAGCACCAUCUUAGCCGAGGUUGAGGCUGCAACGGGAAAGAAGGUGCCGUGGGAUUCUGUGUCGGCUGCUGAGCUCGAGGCUCGCGUUGCGGAGCAUCAGAGCUUAGCGGCAAAAGACCCGAAUGAUGUAGGGCUGUUGUUGAACCUUGCUGAGGAUCAGUAUAGGUAUAGUCGCUCUGUCAGGCUCGACAACACUCCCGAGCAUGCCCAAUAUCUAGGGUACUUGGACGGCAAGGCUUUAUACCCGGAUCUCGAGUGCAAGUCGGUGCGUGAAUUUGUACGGGAGGUGGUCAGCGGAGAGCGUGACCACCGCAUCUAUGUUGGCCGGGAUCCAGUGGCAGAUGCAACGCAGCACAGGACUUAG